Neurospora hispaniola is the source of this 991-nucleotide messenger RNA. RefSeq lists its product as uncharacterized. NCBI's taxonomy places the organism in Eukaryota, Fungi, Ascomycota, Sordariomycetes, Sordariales, Sordariaceae. The coding region runs from base 1 to 777 and encodes 258 amino acids. The transcript is spliced from 3 exons. The record is from RefSeq and is a predicted model, not a curated record.
AUGUCGAUCUCUAGGGACCAGAGCAUAAGAACAGAUCUUGAGAAGCUCUACAGGCAAAUUAGCACUCGAUUCUCUCUUCUCAACUUCUUCUUCGAUGAUCCCUUAGGCAGUACCGACAUGGAAAACCCUAAGUGGAAAGACGAAGGGGAAGAGUGCAAACGCUUGUCGGAUAGAUUUGAGACGUGGGCUAGGACAUACAAACUUGGGGCGGCCGGCCAACUGUACGACAUGAAGCGCAGGAUGGACAAGAAAAGGGAGCUUUUGACGUUGUGUAACAGGCUUUACGAUGCUACUGAGCACUUCCCUAAUCUCACGGAAAUGUCAUGGAAGGAUGACCCGGACCGGCCAAGCGAGAACUGCUCGGACUCGUCAAGUGAUGACGGCAAGCAGCGUCGGCCCAGCAGAGCCAUUCCUGACGAGGAGCGAACCGAAGGUGAUCUCAAGAAGCAGUAUGCAGGACAGUUGUUGAAGGUCUCUCAUCAGCUUUACGAAUGCGAAAGAUUCCAGUUCGAACUGAAAGACUUUGAGCCAGAAAGGUACACCGCCCAUAUGAAUGAUCAAGGACAGAUAGAUCAAGAAGAAAAGGAUACAGAUAGGGCGGUGUACAAGAAGUUGUACGAAGGGGAGGACGAUGGGACGAUUAUUAACAACCUAUUCGACACCAUGCGAAGAACGCAUGUAGCGGCUCAUCCCAUGAUUGACUGGGAAAGCCGCCUCACGGAGCUUGUGCCAUAUAUGGAGCCUACCCGCCCAGACGGACCCAGCCAGGACCCGUAAAGCUGAGUUAUAACUUGGCUCUAUUCGGAGAGGACACUCCUCGCUGGACGAGGGAGUACACCUCGACAGGAUUUACAGAUUUUUUCUGGAAGGACAUCGUCGAGAAACGGAAAUUUAGGUUUGGGGGAUGCCAUGAAGCUUUGGGAAACAAACAACACACUCCUUGAAGACACAGCUUACCUACUCACCAAGUAAGUAGAGGUACCCAUGAAGG